Daphnia pulex (common water flea) is the source of this 5287-nucleotide messenger RNA. Its product is annotated as protein kinase C-binding protein 1-like. Gene Ontology annotation, molecular function: protein binding. The record is from RefSeq and is a predicted model, not a curated record. The transcript has 18 exons. Lineage: Eukaryota; Metazoa; Arthropoda; Branchiopoda; Diplostraca; Daphniidae. The coding region runs from base 1043 to 4156 and encodes 1037 amino acids.
AAUGGGCGAAACUAAUUAUUGCUAAUUUAUACCUAUUUUUCUGUGAUUCAUUUACCAAAUUGAACUGGAUAUCUUAUAUGCAUACUGUCAAUCAUUCCAACAAGUUGACUUAGCGCUGAGUCACUUUCCAUCCAUUGCCAUCAAAAGUCUAAAACUCAAGUUUGAAGCCAACAUUUAGUGGAAUAAAAGUGAGCCGAGAUAAGGUACUCUUGCUCAUGAACAUAGGAUCUAUUCCCAAUCUCGCAACUUUGUAACCUGCAGCAGCAUGUUGUUAUGACUGUUUCUACUUCUGUUCAGAAGGCAACCCAGCCGAGAAGAUCCCCAUUUAUGUAUGAGCUUGCUCCAGCCUCUCGUAUUUCUACAAAACCUAACCGUGGUGUUGAAUAUGUAAAAUUUUUGAUAAUGACUGAGAAGUUGCUGCCCAGAGGACAGAAGCAGAAGAGACGUUGCCGUACAUCAUAGUUCGUGGAUCUUCUUUUUUGGUCAACAUUCCGGUCAACAUUUGGUCUUAUUGCGGAUGCAGAUAUGACAUACUUUCUUGCCAGAAGCCGUUCUUUAGUGGACAGUCGAAUUGGUUUAAUCCAAAAUCUUCAAAAAUAUUUGUAACCUCCUUGAGAUCGCAAUUCGACGGCCAAUGUCUAUAUCUAAUAUCUUUAUGGGAUUGUAUGGUCCUAGCAUUGAGAUCCUUGAGCGUUCGCUGGCCAUGACAGAAGACUUCCACCAACGUUCUGUUCCAUCCUUAUCCUCGCGACGUCCACUCAUCUAGCUUCAUUUCUUCUUAUGCUGCUACACUACUUUUCUUGCUUCACUGACGAGUUGGAUCACUUCAGUAGUCGCUUCCGUCCGCUGUGACUGUAGUCAUUCACCACGGGAUUAUGCAUUGCCCAGCAUUAAACUGCAAGGAACUCCAUCAGCAGCUCUAAGAAGAUCUAGCCGGACUAAAUUACCCAUCAGCCCAUCUCCAAACGACGUGUCACUUUCCGCAGGACGUACCACGCGAUCACAGAUCAAUCCUGACAUAAUCGCAAAGCAAAAGUCUUUCAUGCAUAAAUACCAAAUUGCUGUCAAAAGCUCUAUGGACUCGUAUGUUCGAAGUGCAACUAGCGAAGUUGAACAGGUUAAAGUGGAAACACAAGCCACAAAGCGCAAAUGGGAGGAUACAGGAGGGACAGAUGCCGUGCAUUCUCCUCAUAGUUCUCCAAUUCAAGAGAAAAGAAACAAAAAAUCAAUAACAAGCACUCCAUCAACAGCAAGUACCCCAUCGACCAAAGUUGGUAGCCAUUUCAUGGAAUUGCAAAGCAAGACAUUUACGCGCCAUGACACUUUUUGCUGGGUGUGUCAUAUGGAUGGCCAGGUAUUGGAAUGCAGACAGUGCCCGCGUGUGUUUCAUCAACGAUGCGUUCAACUUCAGUCCCGAAUUCCGACUGAUUGGACAUGUACGGAAUGUUGCUCUGUUCGCAAUGCCGAAAAACAUAACCAUCUCGAAAUGGACCAGUUAACUGAAAUGCUCAACUUCGCUAUGGAGCGAAUCAAGUCGGUGGCUGACGAGCAACCUUUCUUUAAACCUGUUGACACGGAAGAAUUCCCGCACUACACCGAGUAUAUUGUUAGUCCGGUGGAUAUCAGCCAGCUGGAGGAAAAGAUUGUUCAAAGAUCUUACACUUCCACUAGAGCUUUCCUGGCUGAUUUCCGCUGGAUCUUGCACAAUUGCAUAAUCUUUAAUUCGUCUCACUCAAAAUUGACUAGCACGGCAAGAACGUUGAUGAAGGUGUGUAAACAUGAAAUGGCUGAGAUUGAUACUUGUGCCGAUUGCUAUGUGCAUGCUCACACCAAACGAGAAACCUGGUUCCUGGAACCGUGUCAAAGGCCUCAUUUACUGCUCUGGGCCAAACUCAAAGGGUUUCCUCAUUGGCCGGCUAAAGCGAUGAAAGCAAAUAAAGAAGGCAAUGUGGACGUGCGCUUUUUCGGUGCACACGAUCGAGCUUGGGUGCCCGCUAAAGAUUGUUUUUUGUACAGCCGCGAAAUGCCUAUGCAGUUAAAAAAUCAGCGCAAAGCAAAUUUGAUUGCUUCAGUUGAAGAAGUUGACCAACACAUCAAAAAGCUUGUUGAGCGCUACGGUUCUUUCGCUUACCCCUCGCCACGUACGGCUUACAACCCAAAUAAGGAGGACGAGCAAUUACAACAACUUAUUCCUGGUUAUAAAGUAUCAGAACACUCACAAAGCUCACUAUGCAAGUCUGGCCGAGUUGGGGAGUCUGGUGAAGCGGAAUCGAUGAAUUCUGAUUCAGAUGCAGGAGAUGCUGCCGAUAACGACCUGAUUCCUCAAGCUAACCUGCCUGAAGGUGAUCGUACAGAAGAAAAUCGUUCUGAAGGUCGAAACUUCUUGGCCAUGUUACAACUUGCACCUCGAACUGCUGCCGAAGCUGCCACGCCAAGAACAGCUACUCCCACUUCAACAUCCGCAUCACCGACCCCGAGUCAGAAUAUGGCUCCUGUUUCAGUCUCUAAACAACCAACGCCCAAUACGACAUCGACUGCUGCCGUAAAAGUUAAAAAUAGCAAAACUGGACGUGUUGCCAACACUAAAACGAAUUGCGGCGAAACAGUUGAAGAUGUGCUCACCAAAAAUGCAGGUGCGCCUGCGAACGAUAACAGUAUCAAUGAAGCUGCUUGUGAAAUCAUCAAAUUAACCAAACCUCAACUAGCUUCGCCGUCACGAAGAUCCUCGACAUCGAAAGAGAUCCCUGCUGUGAAAACGGAACCUGCAGAUCCUGAAGACGAAGAUGAUUCCUGUUCCGUGACGGGAUCCAAGGCUUGUUCAAUUUCCCUAGCCAUCGAUAACGUUGUCGGAAACUACAAGCCUACAGUGGUUGUGAAACCCAAACCUGAAGCAUCAACGAAAUCUACUCCAAAGUCUGUCGGAAAAUCUACCUCUUCCAAACCAUCGGGUUCUAAACCAUCGACUCAAAAGCUUCUGGCCAGAUCCACACCUAAGACUACUCCAAAUCGACCUUCGGGUGGGAAAAUUAUUUCUGCCUCGAAAAUGAAUGCUAAGGCGAAUCGUCGUCUGGUUGGUGAUGACGAGGAUGAAGAUCUCGACCCGGCAAUGUACCUGGAUCCCACGACCUCAAUAACUCUGAUUAAUAACGAUGAGAAGAAAGCAGUGAGCAAACACGUCAAUGAUGUUUCGAGUGCUAGUUCUAUUAGUUCCAGCGACCUUCAGGCCUUGAAUGCUCUGGGAGAGAAUGUGUCCAUCACAGUUGUGCCUAAAAGAAAAGUGGGAUCAACACCAGCAGGCGGUGCUAGAUCUAAGGAGAACGAGGCUGUAGACCAACCUAUGGUGAUCGAAGUGGAUCCAGCCGCUCUUCAAAAAGCUAGACUACCAACUCAACCAGCAAAAGCGCGCAAGUCCUGUCCUGCCAAAGCACGCCAAUUUGGCCAUCCAGGACAACCUUCAUCGCAAAAAUCCUCUCAGAAACAUCCCGUACCUCCUAUGGUGUCGAUUCCCAGUCGUCACUUGGGUAUGGAGAUCGCCCGACCAACAACUCAGCAAUCGACUUCAACUCGCAUUCCUUCAAUUACCGUCCGACCUGUGACGCAGAUGCCUGCAGCCCAACCUAGCAUCAUUCUUCAGCCAGGUUCUUCUGAUACAGCAUCCAUCAGUGUGAUUACUGCUGCCAUGAAACAACCGAAUUCAACAUCAGCGACGACAGCCAAUAGUACCGGCAGUAGUACUCUUACUCUGAACACGAUGCAUACUGUUGGUCCGGAAUCGGGAUUUGGGACUGGCGGACUUUUGCUCACCUUUAAUCGCUCUGCGCCCACGUUUGCAGCAACAGGUGCGAAUUCCACUUCGUCUUCAGCUCAGGUGCAAAACAAAGCUGAAUGUGGACCGCUUACCGCCCAGUUGGCCUCCAGGACACAGCAAAUUUCAGAUAUGGUCCGCAACACCUUGGAGACAUUGAUGCAAGAAAUGAGUUCUGCUGGGAAUUUGGAAGCCACAAUUGUUCAAUUACAAAUGGACUUAGAACGAUGUCGCUCGUUACACCAGCAAGAAAUUUUGGAAAUGAAGAAAACCCUGGAAAUUCAGCAAACUUCUGCGGAAUCGGACGGACGGUCGGGAGCCUUGGGUAACGUACAAACAUUCGCCGGCUGAAGCGAAUCGUCUGUAUACAGUCCUAACGGCAAUCUCUGUAGAAUUUCCUCUUCCAAAUGAAGAAAUGAUACAAGCCAAGAGAUUAACGUUUCGGCAUUUACUUUGCCUGGAUUUUGAUUUUAGGGUUGAGCCGAAUGGCUUUGCUGACCAUGUGUGAUUAAAAUGUUAAUGUGAUAUUAUGAAAUUAUGUGCUCUUACCCCAGGCGAAUUUUCAACAACCAAUACAGAAAGAUUUUAUCUAAUCUUUGACUGAACUGGAAACUGAAUCGUAUUUUGUAUCGCAUUUAACAAUUAUUAAUUUUCAUCCAUCGAAAUGUAGAUUUUUUACAAAAAAAUGCAACAGUCAACCCUUUCACAACUUUCCCGAUGCAGCGCUUUUUUUGCCUUUGAAACGUACUACGUAUGCUCAAUUGAAAAUGAUAAUCGUAAGGUAUUACUAUUACAUUAAGUAAAUACCUCUGAACAAUAGUCUCUUCCUAGUUUAGAUGGCCUUUUUCACGUUGAGAAGUCUUGAGAUUGUUGUUAAAGGAGUAAAUUUAUUGCAGGUUACACGUUGAGCAGUUAUAAAAAAAUGAUACAUGUAGCAUAGUGUGAUCUUUAACUGCUUCAAACACGUUAAAAAUGUUGAUAGAUCGUUUUUCAGCCUUUCCACUCUAUUUAACAUGUAAGAUUGAUUAUUUUUUCGAAUAAUAAUUUCUCUUUUACACUUGAAUCUUGAUAGUCGGAUGACGUUGAGCUGUUAAGGGGUCGAAAGCAAUCCAUCCGUUCCGUCCAGUCGCAUGAAUGCAAAGGUAUGUAGGCUGUCACUAGGUGGCUAAAAUUGUGUCUGCUAGUGAGGACACACUGACACUGCGAGUGUCUUCGUUACUCAAGACGAAAUGUACACUAAAAGGCCUUAGGCACUGAUAUGGUUAACCUCUGAAUUUAAAUGGAUUGGAAUAGUUAUUUCGAGAAUUAAUCGCAGCGGGAAAUUUAGGUCACUAAAUAGGUGACACUAAAUGGGAGAUUAAGAUAUCGUGUUUAUUCAUACUGGUCUUAUAUGAGACACAGUAUCAAUGACGUCUUUUUGUGCUCUUAUCAAUUUUUCAUAUGUAUUCAGGGGAUAAUAAAAUACAAAAUGGGUAAAUUCAA